Messenger RNA from Paramecium octaurelia, 883 nucleotides. NCBI's taxonomy places the organism in Eukaryota, Ciliophora, Oligohymenophorea, Peniculida, Parameciidae. The record is from the annotation of a GenBank genome assembly.
AAUAAAUCGAAAUGAGAAGACCCAAUUCUUCUUAAAGGCCUAAUUCAACACAAAAUUUUAAUCAGACUCUUAAAAGCUCUGGAGUUUUCGAAAACAAUGAAGAAGAGAGGCAAAAAAAGACUUAGAUGGAAAAAGCGAGGUCGGAUGUUAGAAAAAAGCAAGAAGAAUUACACUUGAAGCAACUUGAAUUCAAAAUAAUAGAGGCUAUGGAUAUGAAGGAAAUCAAUACAAUGCUAUUAGAGAGAAAUGCUGUUGUGUUCUAGCAAAUUAAAGAGAUUUUUGAUGAAGGAUAGGUAUAAUCAAUAUGUAUGUAGGUCAAAGAACCUGAAAUUAAAGUUGAUCUGAAUUAAAUAGAUGUUAGAAAACCUAGAAUUGAUAAUUAUGGCAAGAGAUAUGUUGAAUAAGCUAAAAACAUCUAUAAAAAACCAAAUACUACUGAAAUUAAGGAACUUGUCGAAUAAUUCAAUCAAAACACUAGGUUGCAGGGAUCAAAGUAGGUGGACAGUUUUCAGAGAUUGCAUAUGGAAUAUUACAAGAUUUAUGCUACAUUCUUACAAUCACAACCAGUUAUCGAGUAGAACAGAAGACAAUUGAUAUAAGGUAUUGAAUAAUAUUAUAAUGCUGUUUAGAAUUGGGAGAGGUUCAUGAAUUGCUAUCAGUUUUAAAUAAUGCCCCGUCAUUCGAGAAACCAGCAAUUUGGAAUAAACAAUAACUGCCUGAGGAAGACAAGAUGAUUGUUGACGACAUAGUCAAUAAAAAUAUAAGGCAAAUAUAGAAUAAAUAUGACUUUUCCAUUCACGAUUUUGAAAACGAAGGAGUUUUAGAAGAGGUUAAGGAUUAUAUAAAAAACAAGUAUUUUAAAGGAAUUGAUCAUACUAAAUGA